AUGGACCUGUCAAUACUUUUGCAGUGCUUUUCGGGCACGUUGAGCCAUGACGCAGCUGUGAGAAGCAACGCAGAGAAGCGCCUAAAAGAAUACAGUGGGCAUAUUGGGUUUCUCGGCGCAUGCUUGGAUAUCAUGGGGUCGAGCGAAGUAUCGGAGAAUAUAAAGUUGUCAGCCUCUCUGUAUUUCAAGAAUAAGAUCACAUAUGGGUGGUCGGGCAAGGGACACGGCAAGAACGAACUGCUGGAGUACACGGUAGACCCGGAUGAGCGCCCGGUGGUCAGGGAGCUGCUAGUCAAGGCGCUGACCAACUGCUCGCAGCAGGCCCCGAGCUGCAUGCGGGUGCUGCAGUUAGCGCUGGCGGAAAUCGUGUCCGUGGAGUACCCUGCGGGGCGGUGGGAUGGCCUACUGGAGGCGUCUUUCGGCUCGCUGGCUUCUGGCGACAUGCACGCAGCGCACGUCGGCCUAUUAUGUGCGAUGGAGGUGUUCCGCACGUAUCGCUGGAAGGAAAACGAUGAGCGUCAGGAGCUGGAGAUGCUGAUCAUGAGAUAUUUCCCAGACUUGCUGCACUACGCAAACGCGCUUUUGUACAGCGAGGAAAAGCACAACGAGAUCGUGGGGAAUAUGUUGAAGCUUGUGCUGAAGAUCUACAAGUUUGUGACAUAUAAUGACCUGCCGUUCACUCUCCAACGGUCGGAAAACUUCAUUCCGUGGGCCAACUUCCAUGUUUCUGUGAUACAAAGCCAGCUGCCGGAGCAUGUGAUGGCGCUGGCGGUCGAUGAUAGGCGGGCGCAUCCAUGGGUCAGAGCCAAAAAGUGGGCAUAUGCUAACAUGUAUCGAUUAUUCCAACGUUAUGCCUCAGAAUCUCUCAGCAAAAAGUUUGAGUACACUGAAUUUAAAAUGCUGUAUGUGGAGCAGUUUCUGCCGCAACUAUUGCAGUUGCAUUUCCAGCAGAUUGAAAGGUGGGGUGCAGGCGAAUUGUGGUUAAGCAAGGAGUCGCUAUAUUACAUAUUGGAGUUCAUUGAACAAACAGUGGUCCAAAAGUCUACUUGGCCGAUAGUUGACCCACAUUAUGCAACCAUUUUGGAACAUGUUAUCUUCCCGCUUCUUUGUCCUAGCGAAGAGACCUUGGAGAGCUUCGAGGUCGAUCCCCAGGAGUAUGUUCACAGGAACUUGGAGGCAUGGGAUGCAGACUAUUCUCCAGAUGUAGCUGCGGUAUCGUUAUUGGUAACAGCCGUUAAAAAGAGAUCAAAAACUACUCUGGAGCCCACUGUCCAAUUUGUCAGUCAAAUGCUACAGCACAACACCGUUAGCUUCGCUGACAUGACAUUAGAACAAGCAGUGAAGGUGGAAUCAUGCUUGCGCAUUGUCUCUAGCAUAUUGGAUCGUUUAUUCCAUGCAAAGUCACCAUAUACCUCGGAAAUGGAGGGCUUCCUAACUCGCUUUGUGUUUCCUCUUUUCCAUAGUAAGUAUGGAUUUUUGAGGGCACGAGUAUGCGAGGUAUGCUCUAAAUUGGACAGUAAUAUGUUGAAGCAGAAAGAAACAUUGCAAACAAUUUAUCAAGGAGUAGUGAAGUGUUUUAAUGAGGAGCCAGGGUCCCUACCAGUCCAACUGCUGGCCGCCCUCGCCCUGCAGGCAUUUAUCAACAUCCCGGACUUCCAUUCAUCUCUGUCUGCUAUUGUGGUGCCAACUAUGCAGAAACUACUACAGCUUUCUAGUGAGUUUGAAUCUGACACCAUUUCAGGUGUUAUGCAACAGUUCGUUGAAUCAUUUGCCACAGAAUUGCAGCCAUUCGGUGUGGAAUUGAUGAAUAAUCUGGUACAACAGUUUUUGAAACUGGCGAUAGAAUUUCACGAAGCGUCCAACUUCGAUAUUAACGGUUUCAGCACUGGUGAACUGCCGGAUGAAAGUGACAAGCAUAUGGCUGCCUUGGGUAUCCUAUCCACUACCAUUUCUAUAUUGUUGUCUUUUGAAAACUCUGGAGAUAUUGUUAAAAACUUGGAACAAUCGUUUUACCCCGCUGCCGAAUUUAUCCUGAAGAACUAUAUUGAAGAUUUUUACAGGGAGGCUUGUGAGUUUGUUGAGAAUUCCACCUUUUUAUUGAGAGAAAUCACUCCUAUUUCAUGGAAGAUUCUCGAGCUGAUUGGGGAAUGCAAUGAGAAAGAAGGCAGCAUGGUGUCCUUUUAUUUGGAGGACUUCAUGUUAGCUAUCAACAACUACAUUAUAUAUGGUAAGAAUGAACUGAAGCAAAACAGUUUCUAUUCUACGAUAUUGUUCAAAAUCUACGCUAAAGCAAUUACUGUCGAGGACAAUGGAUUUACUGAACUAAAACAACUCUAUGAUCUAUCGCAGAAAAUGGUUCUGUCCCUAGGUGAAACUACUUCAAAGGAAUAUGUUAACCAGUUUCUCACGGAUGCAGUUAAUUCUAUCAUCUCUGAAAAGGACUCCCUGGAGAAAUGCAUUGCAUUCGGAGUGACAACAUUUGGUGUGAUCCUUUCUUGUCUAUUGUACUUUCCUUACGAUACUUUGCAGUUCCUACACUCCAAGAAUGUCUCGUUGCUGUACUUCCAAAUUUGGUUUGAUAACUACAUUCCGAGUUACAAGAGAGUAUAUGACAUUAAACUCUCCCUUAUGGCACUCUUGAGUAUGCUUUCGCAUUUGUCAGUUGAGCAAUUUGCUUCCUGUGGUCUAGAGCCUGUCUUGAAAAAGAUGGGUUCCACUAUAUCUGGCUUAUUCGAGAGAUAUCCAGUUGCUAUCAAGGAACUCAAGGACAAACGGGCUGAGUUCACAUCCGAUGCUGACUUUGGCGAAGGGCUCAUCGACUCUGAUUGGGACGAUGAGAUUGGUGAAGAUGGCCUAGAAAACGAACAGAACUAUUUGGAGAUGCUGCGCAACGAAACUGAUGUUGUAAAAUUCAUCAAUGGAGAACCAAGCUGCCUCGAAGAGGAUAUGGAUGAUCUGGAGGAAGACCCAUUAUCCGGAUCUGUCUUGGACGAUAUCAACGUCUAUGCCAUCUUCCAAACCGUCUUUUCCACAUUGCAACAAAAUGACUCUACAAAAUACCAGUUAGUCCUAGAAAAUAUGUCACAGGACGAACAGAUGCACCUAGCACAUAUUACAUCGUUAUGA
This is a messenger RNA of Eremothecium gossypii ATCC 10895, 3126 nucleotides long. It is a transcript of the gene NMD5, whose product is annotated as Nmd5p. The record is from RefSeq and is marked provisional. Gene Ontology annotation, cellular component: nuclear envelope; cytosol. Gene Ontology annotation, molecular function: small GTPase binding. Bases 1 to 3126 code for a protein of 1041 amino acids. The transcript has a single exon. Gene Ontology annotation, biological process: protein import into nucleus. Lineage: Eukaryota; Fungi; Ascomycota; Saccharomycetes; Saccharomycetales; Saccharomycetaceae.